Mizuhopecten yessoensis (Yesso scallop) is the source of this 3225-nucleotide messenger RNA. RefSeq lists its product as uncharacterized. Lineage: Eukaryota; Metazoa; Mollusca; Bivalvia; Pectinida; Pectinidae. The transcript is spliced from 2 exons. The record is from RefSeq and is a predicted model, not a curated record. Bases 1 to 3225 code for a protein of 1074 amino acids.
AUGUCAACUAAAGCAUCACUCCACGAGUAUAACCCGCUAAGGGGGAGUAAUACCGCCCAAACCAAGGCAUCACUCCACGAGUAUAACCCGCUAAGGGGGAGUAAUACCGCCCAAACCAAGGCAUCACUCCACGAGUAUAACCCGCUAAGGGGGAGUAAUACCGCCCAAACCAAGGCAUCACUCCACGAGUAUAACCCGCUAAGGGGGAGUAAUACCGCCCAAACCAAGGCAUCACUCCACGAGUAUAACCCGCUAAGGGGGAGUAAUACCGCCCAAACCAAGGCAUCACUCCACGAGUAUAACCCGCUAAGGGGGAGUAAUACCGCCCAAACCAAGGCAUCACUCCACGAGUAUAACCCGCUAAGGGGGAGUAAUACCGCCCAAACCAAGGCAUCACUCCACGAGUAUAACCCGCUAAGGGGGAGUAAUACCGCCCAAACCAAGGCAUCACUCCACGAGUAUAACCCGCUAAGGGGGAGUAAUACCGCCCAAACCAAGGCAUCACUCCACGAGUAUAACCCGCUAAGGGGGAGUAAUACCGCCCAAACCAAGGCAUCACUCCACGAGUAUAACCCGCUAAGGGGGAGUAAUACCGCCCAAACCAAGGCAUCACUCCACGAGUAUAACCCGCUAAGGGGGAGUAAUACCGCCCAAACCAAGGCAUCACUCCACGAGUAUAACCCGCUAAGGGGGAGUAAUACCGCCCAAACCAAGGCAUCACUCCACGAGUAUAACCCGCUAAGGGGGAGUAAUACCGCCCAAACCAAGGCAUCACUCCACGAGUAUAACCCGCUAAGGGGGAGUAAUACCGCCCAAACCAAGGCAUCACUCCACGAGUAUAACCCGCUAAGGGGGAGUAAUACCGCCCAAACCAAGGCAUCACUCCACGAGUAUAACCCGCUAAGGGGGAGUAAUACCGCCCAAACCAAGGCAUCACUCCACGAGUAUAACCCGCUAAGGGGGAGUAAUACCGCCCAAACCAAGGCAUCACUCCACGAGUAUAACCCGCUAAGGGGGAGUAAUACCGCCCAAACCAAGGCAUCACUCCACGAGUAUAACCCGCUAAGGGGGAGUAAUACCGCCCAAACCAAGGCAUCACUCCACGAGUAUAACCCGCUAAGGGGGAGUAAUACCGCCCAAACCAAGGCAUCACUCCACGAGUAUAACCCGCUAAGGGGGAGUAAUACCGCCCAAACCAAGGCAUCACUCCACGAGUAUAACCCGCUAAGGGGGAGUAAUACCGCCCAAACCAAGGCAUCACUCCACGAGUAUAACCCGCUAAGGGGGAGUAAUACCGCCCAAACCAAGGCAUCACUCCACGAGUAUAACCCGCUAAGGGGGAGUAAUACCGCCCAAACCAAGGCAUCACUCCACGAGUAUAACCCGCUAAGGGGGAGUAAUACCGCCCAAACCAAGGCAUCACUCCACGAGUAUAACCCGCUAAGGGGGAGUAAUACCGCCCAAACCAAGGCAUCACUCCACGAGUAUAACCCGCUAAGGGGGAGUAAUACCGCCCAAACCAAGGCAUCACUCCACGAGUAUAACCCGCUAAGGGGGAGUAAUACCGCCCAAACCAAGGCAUCACUCCACGAGUAUAACCCGCUAAGGGGGAGUAAUACCGCCCAAACCAAGGCAUCACUCCACGAGUAUAACCCGCUAAGGGGGAGUAAUACCGCCCAAACCAAGGCAUCACUCCACGAGUAUAACCCGCUAAGGGGGAGUAAUACCGCCCAAACCAAGGCAUCACUCCACGAGUAUAACCCGCUAAGGGGGAGUAAUACCGCCCAAACCAAGGCAUCACUCCACGAGUAUAACCCGCUAAGGGGGAGUAAUACCGCCCAAACCAAGGCAUCACUCCACGAGUAUAACCCGCUAAGGGGGAGUAAUACCGCCCAAACCAAGGCAUCACUCCACGAGUAUAACCCGCUAAGGGGGAGUAAUACCGCCCAAACCAAGGCAUCACUCCACGAGUAUAACCCGCUAAGGGGGAGUAAUACCGCCCAAACCAAGGCAUCACUCCACGAGUAUAACCCGCUAAGGGGGAGUAAUACCGCCCAAACCAAGGCAUCACUCCACGAGUAUAACCCGCUAAGGGGGAGUAAUACCGCCCAAACCAAGGCAUCACUCCACGAGUAUAACCCGCUAAGGGGGAGUAAUACCGCCCAAACCAAGGCAUCACUCCACGAGUAUAACCCGCUAAGGGGGAGUAAUACCGCCCAAACCAAGGCAUCACUCCACGAGUAUAACCCGCUAAGGGGGAGUAAUACCGCCCAAACCAAGGCAUCACUCCACGAGUAUAACCCGCUAAGGGGGAGUAAUACCGCCCAAACCAAGGCAUCACUCCACGAGUAUAACCCGCUAAGGGGGAGUAAUACCGCCCAAACCAAGGCAUCACUCCACGAGUAUAACCCGCUAAGGGGGAGUAAUACCGCCCAAACCAAGGCAUCACUCCACGAGUAUAACCCGCUAAGGGGGAGUAAUACCGCCCAAACCAAGGCAUCACUCCACGAGUAUAACCCGCUAAGGGGGAGUAAUACCGCCCAAACCAAGGCAUCACUCCACGAGUAUAACCCGCUAAGGGGGAGUAAUACCGCCCAAACCAAGGCAUCACUCCACGAGUAUAACCCGCUAAGGGGGAGUAAUACCGCCCAAACCAAGGCAUCACUCCACGAGUAUAACCCGCUAAGGGGGAGUAAUACCGCCCAAACCAAGGCAUCACUCCACGAGUAUAACCCGCUAAGGGGGAGUAAUACCGCCCAAACCAAGGCAUCACUCCACGAGUAUAACCCGCUAAGGGGGAGUAAUACCGCCCAAACCAAGGCAUCACUCCACGAGUAUAACCCGCUAAGGGGGAGUAAUACCGCCCAAACCAAGGCAUCACUCCACGAGUAUAACCCGCUAAGGGGGAGUAAUACCGCCCAAACCAAGGCAUCACUCCACGAGUAUAACCCGCUAAGGGGGAGUAAUACCGCCCAAACCAAGGCAUCACUCCACGAGUAUAACCCGCUAAGGGGGAGUAAUACCGCCCAAACCAAGGCAUCACUCCACGAGUAUAACCCGCUAAGGGGGAGUAAUACCGCCCAAACCAAGGCAUCACUCCACGAGUAUAACCCGCUAAGGGGGAGUAAUACCGCCCAAACUAAGGUAUCACUCCACGAGUAUAACCCGCUAAGGGGGAGCAAUACCGCCCAAACAACGGCAUCACUCCACGAAUAUAACCGCUAA